UUCAUUUGUAAAUUUAAGUACAGUAACUGUAAAAUUCAAUCUUCCAAUCAAAUUCAUGUGCAGAAAGUUAAUUUUGAAAGUGUCGAUCAACUGAAUAUUUGGAACAUGACAUUAUUAAGAACAUUUGGUAUUAACAAUAUUAACAAACUUGGUAAAUUUUGUUAUAACAAUCUUCCCACUUUUCGUACACAACUUCGUCUAUAUAAUACACAACAAGAAGUAGUAGUGUCAUUUUAUGAUGAUAAAGCAACAAAAUAUGCAGAAAAAUCUAUCAGACCUGUUACAUUAAAAGAAUUAAUGAGAUUUGUACAACCAUCUUUAAAUAAUACCUCAACAUUACUUGAAUCAGCAAAGUAUACACGUUCAGAAUUACCAGUUCGAUUAGCAAGAAGAGUAAAAGCAUUACAAAAUUUACCUUUCAUAGUAGGAACAAAUCCAUAUAUAAAAAGUAUUUAUAAAUUAUAUUAUAAUUCAUUUGAAUUAAUUAGAUCAUUUCCUGAAAAUAUUUGUGAUAAAGGAAUUGAUGAAAAAUUUGCUGAAAUGUUAAAAGAAAUGGUUACUUCUCAUUCCGAAAAUAUCCCUACUUUAGCCAAAGGUAUGACGUUUCUUUUGGAUUAUUUUUUCAUAAACUUUUUUAAAUUUUCACUUUCUCUUUUUUUUUUUAAAGGUUUUCAAGAAUGCAAAAAAUAUAUGUCACCGGAAGAUAUAAAAAAUUUUCUUGAUGAUAUGAUAAGUGCACGUAUAGGUAUAAGAUUAAUCGCAGAACAACAUAUAGCAUUACAUAAUAAUUUAAAUGAUACAUCUUAUACAGGUAUAAUAGAUACAAAAUUACAACCACAAAAAUCAAUUCAAUCAUGUUCAAAUUUUGUUAAGGAGUUAUGUGAAGUACAUUAUGGUUCAGCACCAAACAUAUUAAUUGAUGGACAAAUUGACACAAUAUUUACUUAUGUACCGGUACAUUUGGAAUAUAUUAUAACCGAAUUGUUAAAAAAUUCUUGUAGAGCUACUGUAGAAUAUUCUCAAAAAGUUAAUAGAACUAAACAUCCUCCUGUUAUUGUUACUAUAUCAAAAGGUAAAAACUUUAUCGGAAUUAGAGUAAGAGAUCAAGGUGGUGGUGUACCUACUAAAGAUUUAACUUCUAUAUUUGAUUAUUCUUAUACUACUGUUCCUCAAGAUGACAUUAUAGGAGGGUUAGAGGGUCAGAAUAUUUUAGCGAAUGUAAGUAAAAUGGCUAUGCAAUCUGGCUUAGGUGGACCUAUUGCUGGACUCGGUUAUGGACUACCAUUAGCUCGUAUUUACGCUAACUAUUUUGGUGGUUCAAUUGAUUUAGUGUCUUUACAUGAUUAUGGUUGUGAUGUAUUUCUAAGGUUAAAACAAAUUGAUAAAUCUUUAGAAGACUUAGAAAUCUAAUUAUUUAAUAUGAACUUUUGAAUAAUCAAAAUAUUAAUAAUCUAAAAUAAUAAAUAAAAAAUAUUAUUU
Molecule: messenger RNA, 1479 nt
Organism: Rhizophagus irregularis DAOM 181602=DAOM 197198
Lineage: Eukaryota; Fungi; Glomeromycota; Glomeromycetes; Glomerales; Glomeraceae
Source: RefSeq, a predicted model, not a curated record